Mycena indigotica is the source of this 2403-nucleotide messenger RNA. RefSeq names its product Exosome complex exonuclease RRP6. Gene Ontology annotation, biological process: exonucleolytic trimming to generate mature 3'-end of 5.8S rRNA from tricistronic rRNA transcript (SSU-rRNA, 5.8S rRNA, LSU-rRNA); nuclear polyadenylation-dependent snoRNA catabolic process; poly(A)-dependent snoRNA 3'-end processing. Gene Ontology annotation, molecular function: 3'-5'-RNA exonuclease activity; nucleotide binding; nucleic acid binding. Bases 1 to 2403 code for a protein of 800 amino acids. Gene Ontology annotation, cellular component: nuclear exosome (RNase complex); nucleolus. The transcript is spliced from 8 exons. Lineage: Eukaryota; Fungi; Basidiomycota; Agaricomycetes; Agaricales; Mycenaceae. The record is from RefSeq and is a predicted model, not a curated record.
AUGGUAGGCGAAAGCUCGAAGCUUUUAUCCUCAAAUUUUGCCGACUUCAACACCAAAGUACAGACCGCUGCUCUCGGUGCUACUCGCGCCGCCGCCGGGCUGCCCUUAGACCUCAAAUUCCAUCGUUCAAUCGAUGCAGAACUUGCAGACGACAUCGACGCGUUUUCAUCCCGCGUGCUUGCAUUCACAAACAAUCUAUUAGCCGCGGUAUCUACCUCUCGUAGCAAGGGAAAGACAAAACUGCGAAACCAGGACGAUGUUGUUGACGACUUCCACUCUCUUGUGGUCGACUCGAUGGACCAAUUGUUGGAGCGGACAGAUAUGUGUUUAGACGAGUUUCAAGGGAAAAACAAAGCUCCACAGAUCGCAAUUAACAUGAACGUGGAUGCCCUCCGGAAACCUAAACCAAGCAAGGGUGCACUGGACUCCGCUGUUCAACAUGCGGCCAACCUACCGAAACCACAGCUCCGAUUCAAGCAUCCGAUAAACAAUAGUAACGACUCGCCAUGGUAUCCGGCUCUUUCGCACAAAUUCAACGCGCAGGUUCCUUUGGGGCAUGUUUUCAGCGACACGGAAGGAGAUUCUAUCAUCCGACACCCUUACCGUUACGAAAUUAUGAAUAUACCCUACCCCUUGAGGAUGUUCCUCAAAGCCGAGCCCAUCUCUCCUCAGUCCUUCGAUGGAACUACGGCAACAUGGGUAGCAACAGCGGGGGCUCUUGAGGCCAUGAUAGAAGAACUCCGCCAUGCAGCAGAGGUUGCAAUUGACUUGGAACACAACAAUUAUCGUUCUUUUGCGGGUAUAGUAUGUCUGAUGCAAAUAAGCACACGCAGCAAGGACUGGAUCGUCGACACGUUGGAACUGAGGGCUGAGCUAGCAGAUGGGGCACUCAACGAAGUAUUCACUGAUCCGAGUAUUGUCAAGGUAUUUCAUGGUGCAGAAAGCGACAUUAUUUGGCUGCAGCAAGACUUCAACCUAUAUGUCGUCAAUCUAUUCGACACGUACCAUGCCUCAAAGCUACUCGAGUUCCCUCGUCAUGGGCUGGCAAAUUUAUUGGAGACGUAUUGUGAUUUUACACCUGACAAACGCUAUCAACUAGCCGAUUGGCGGGUGCGACCACUCCCACAAGAGAUGCUGGAUUACGCAAGAUCCGACACUCAUUUUCUUCUCUACAUUUAUGACAACCUCCGCAACGCGUUGUUUGGAUCGUCCCAAGAGACGGCAUUGCGAACUUAUGAGAAAGAAGUUUAUGAUGCCGACCGGGGCAGUGGGCCAGGCGGUUGGAAUAGCCUCGCAAAGAAGUGGAACAAAGGAGCACUUCUCGCCGCUGCCGAGCUGCCCAAUGGCAAAGAGAUACUUCAACGAGCAGUUUAUCGGUGUGUGCAUCAAUGGCGGGAUUCAGUAGCUCGACAAGAAGACGAGAGCACGCGUUAUAUCCUUCCGAACCAUUUCCUGUUCCAGCUGGCGGAAAGUCCGCCUUCCGACAUGACAGCGCUACUCAAGACCUUCAGCUCAGUACCACCAACUGUCAGGAAACGGGCCAAAGAGCUCUUAGAUGCCAUUCGCACUUGCGUUCAUUCGCAUUUGACGAGGCCUCAGGAAACGAUGCCGGCAAUAGAAGAGAAACCUGUCCCGAUUGUUGAGGAGGACAUCGUCUCAAAGCCAUCCAACGAAUAUGUGGACCCAAACGUUGCGCCCCGAUCUACACUAUUUGGUGGUGUGCUAUCAAGCGAAUCUAAAUCCACAUCCAAAGCUACGCGUAGCGUGCUCUUCGGUAACAGGAAUAUUGAAAAAAUGGUGUGUGGCCUAAAAUCGACUGUGGGGUCUUCUUCAUUCUCUGUUCAGCCAGAUCUGGGCUUCCACGAUGUUGUGGCCCGCAUUCAUAGCGCUUUGGUAGUCGCGCCGUCCCUACCAACGGUGAGUCCAAUUGAGUAUCCCAUCCCAGUUAAGACUGAUUCUUGGAAGAUCCCCCAACCUGCUGUUGCGCCGGCUCUUGAGGAAACUACUGGGACGGGCAUGCAAGUCGAAAUUCCGUAUUUGCCUGCGUCGCAACGUGUCACCAAGCCUCUCGCUCCAGUCCUAGACGAUUCGAUUGUAGUAGUCGGACAGCCGCGGGUGAAGAAGCGAAAACGGGUGAAGGACCGGGAUGCAGACAAAAAAUCCCCCUCCGUCGCUGAAUCUCCGCCAUCAAAACAAGACGAUGAGAUCGUGGAACCCUUUGAUUUCGGCAGCGUGCCCAAUAUUCUCGAUGAUGCACCAACGGAAGAGGAUACGAGAGUGAAGAAGAAAAGGAAAAACAAAAAAGAAAAGACUGAGGGGAAGCCGUUCUAUGGGGACUUCCCGGCGCCUCCUAGGGCCCAUCGAGAAGUGAAGAAGGGCAACCAGUCUCGUACAUUCAAGUAG